AUGGAAUUCGACAGAUUGCCCGCUGUUUUUGAUGCCCAAUUCGACUCCUAUAUCAACCAGCACGAUGAGUUUUGUCUUCGGGGAACAAGGACUGGUGUGAUUGAUGAGAUUUCCCAAUGGGUCAAUUCCCCUACAGGGAAACCCAUUUUCUGGCUAAACGGCAUGGCUGGAACAGGCAAGUCCACUAUAACACGAACAUUGGCAAGGGACUUCAAGGAAUCAAACUUGCUAGGGGCUAGCUUCUUCUUCAAAAGAGGUGAAAGCAAUAGAGGCAGCAUGCAGUGGCUACUACCGACAAUUGCGAAACAACUGGCGCAAUCCGUUCCGGAGCUAAGACCGGGUAUUCUCAAUGCAGUCAGAGAGGAUCCUGAUAUUGCGACGAAGGGAUUGCCGGAGCAGUUCGAUAAGCUGGUUUUAGAGCCUCUCAUUGGUGUUAUCAAUUCUUGUCGUUUAUCGCCUAUUGUGAUUGUGAUAGACGCCCUGGAUGAAUGCGAGACACAAAAUGAUGUUGAAAUUUUGCUUCGCUUAUUACCUCGUAUCGGGCAGUCAAAACAUAUGAUCGCACGCGUUUUUCUGACUAGUCGACCGGAGAUUCUUAUCCGUUUGGGAUUCUCGGAGAUAAGCAACGAUGCCCGAGACCUCGUACUUCAUCAAAUCCCCGAAGAGGCUACUGAACACGAUAUUACAUUGUUCUUGCGGCACCAAAUGGCAUCUAUCAGAAGGGAGCGGCUUCUCCCAGCUAAUUGGCCCAAUGAAAAAGAUCUUCUUGACCUGACCAAAUUGUCUGUCCCACUGUUUAUCUUUGCUGCAACAAUGUGCCGUCUUUUCCAGGAUCAUCAAUUGGACCCAGUGGUUUGUCUCUCAGAGGUUCUAUCCUAUGGGGGCGAGGGAUCUCAAUUACAUGGGACAUAUAUGCCGGUUCUGAACCGAAUUUUGGACACGAGAGCAAACAAAGAACGAGUGGCUGAAGAAUUUCGAGCCGUAGUGGGUGCAAUUAUCCUGCUGGACAGUUCUCUCUCUAUCGCUUCGUUAUCUAACCUCAUCAAUAUUCCAGAGAGCGUGAUUGACACUAGGCUCAACUCUUUGCACUCGGUUAUUCGGAUUCCCAAAGAAAGAAAUAUGCCUCUCCGUCUAUUUCACCUCUCAUUCCGCGAUUUUCUUCUUCACCCAGACACGAAAAAGAAAAGCUUACUAUGGAUCGAUGAAGAAGAUGGGCAUUCAAAUCUGGCUCUAAAGUGUCUAGCGUUGUGCCGAAGUUUGAGAAGAAACAUAUGUUCAUUGCCCAGCGAUGGAACUCUGCGAAAAGAGAUUGAUCAGCGGACCAUCGAUAAAUGCUUUUCCCCAGAGACCAAAUACUCUUGUAGGUUUUGGGCACAUCAUGUCAAGAAGAGUGGUGAUAUGAUGCUACUGACUCGGGAAGGCUUCCAAUUUCUUCGUGAACAUUUCCUUCACUGGUUGGAAGCAAUGAACCUGCUUGGUUUGGGAUCAGAAGCUGUUUCUAUCAUUCAGGAUUUAAAGUCCGACAAGAUUGAAAAGUCUGAGAUGUAUUCGUUCUUGCGUGAAGGAGAACGCUUCGCGGUGAAUAAUCAAUUUAUCGCCGAUAAAGCACCUCUGCAACUUUAUAACUCAGCCCUUAUUUUUGCACCCAAGAACUCAAUACUCCGAGAUCUUUACCGUCAUGAAUUUCCUCAGUGGUUAAAGCUUCUCCCAGAAGUCAACAAAUUAUGGGAGGCGGGGUCGCGGCGACUUGAGGGUCAUAAGGGGGAGGAUGAUUUAGAACUCUCUCAUAUAGCAUUCUCCCAUGAUAGCCAAAUGAUUGCAUCAUGUGGAAGCAGAAGGGGCAUUUUGAAUGACAUUCAUGCAGUUCGGCACACAAUUUGGGUUUGGCAUGCAACUACUGGUGUAGUGCAACAUACUUUGAGCCUUCAGUUUGAUCGAACCCAUGGGAAUGUAUCCUCGAUUGCAUUUGCUCCUGAUAACCAGCUACUAGCCUGCCGUUUUGAAGAAGGAGAUGUCAUUGUUUAUGAUCUCAUUCAACGCACUGUGAUAAACACUCUGCUUUCACCCGGGCUGCUUCGGGCCAUGCCACGCGUUUUCACCACCACAACCAGCCUGGAGGCAAUAAGGGGAGUGUCUCCAAUAUCUAAAGAUGGCCGGAAGAUAGCAUACUCGCCACUUGGAGAGCCUAUUCAAAUAUGGAAUCCACUAACAAGUGAAAAGAUUCACCAGUCCCCAUUUAAUAAUGUCGGACCUAUCACAAUCUCCUCCGAUGGCCGGCUGGUCGCCUCGUGCCUAUUCUACAAUAUCCAUAAAGCUAGCUCCAAUAUCUUCAAUUCGUCUUCAAAUGAGGGGGAGACGGAGGUGUUUGUGCAGGCCGGUUAUCAAUUAGAGCGCAGGGCUGAUGUCGUUACGGCUUUGAAGAUCUGGGAUACAGUCACUGGUACAACAGAGGUCAUGGACUCUCCAUUUAACCACAGCACAAGUGUAUUGCAACCCUUGAGCUUUCCACAUAAUUCCGAUUAUUUUGACUGUGGUUAUUGGCCUCGUUUAACAUUCUCCCCCAAUGGCCAGAUACUCGCCGUUCAGUCGAAUCCAUUCAUCCAGCUAUGGGAUAUUCCCAAAAAAGCAUUGAAGUGGAAGCUCAAGGGCAACUCUGACUAUCUAGCAUUUUCCUUCGAUGACAUUUUGCUGGCAUCAGGAACCCGCUUUAAUACCAUUCGGGUGUGGAAUCUCGUCUCGGGCACCUUACAGCAUGUUUUCUGCGAUUUUGGGGGCCUUAUUUCUCUUACCCUCUCCCCGAAUGGAUACAUCUUGGCAUCGAAAUCGAGCGACGGCAUAAUCCAGCUCCGAGAUCUUGGUGUGAUAUGUGAAGAGACCGUCUCUGAUGUCUUCGAAUGGUUUGAGGACGAUAGACGACGCCAGGUUAUUCUUCGCCCAUCAGAGUUUUCUAGCUUCAACCCUCCGUCACCUUUCUCUAAAUCGAAUUACAGGACCCAGCAUCCCCUGGUCAAAAAAGGGAAGCUUCAAGCCAGCUCAUCACCGAGCCCACAAAAUAUCCGUCUCAUGGCGAUAUCUCCAGAUUGCCGAUUGCUCGUAUCCCUUGUAUACACUAUGAAUGAGGAUCCAUGGGCCCAACUUUGGGAUAUUAGCGAAGAUAUGACUUUCUCCCUAUGGAACAUGGCCCAAGGUUCGAUAGCACAUAUAGAUCUCAUCUCUAUGUCCCACCUUGACGUUGAUCCUCAUGAAGGCAAAUCGGUGUGGGUACUUGAUCCAUUAGUCGCAUUCUCUCGGAACGGCCGCGUCGCAUAUACCGGACCAAAUUCCGAUGGAAGGCUUGCUAUUAACCUCUGUGAGACGACCUCAGGAAUGCUAUGCCAUGUUCUAAACAGCCAGUCGUCGGGGUUUCGAUUAUUGUGCUUCUCACCAGAUGGCCAGUCGCUGGCGGCUGUUACGAGUCACAAGAAAAUCUCUGUCUGGGAUGUCAACAGCGGCAGGCUGAGCCAUAAUUUUGAUGAGAAAGAAUUCAUCAAUAAGAUCCAGUUCACUGUGGACUCUUCAGUACUCAUCUCUAAUCUAGAGCCCUCCAGACCUCAAGAUUGUCCUAUGCAUCUCAUCGGCCACCUAAAGGGUUUAAGUUGGGAUAUGUCAGUAACAUUGCGUGAUGAAUGGAUAAGCCACAGGGGCGAAGACAUUCUAUGGCUUCCUUCGGAAUUUCGCCCGCAUUUUGAUGUGCUGGUUGUGAAGAAUACUCUGAUCAUGGCCCACAUAACAGGGCAAGUGUCCUUUAUGGGGUUCGAUUUCACACAUUUGCAUGGUUCUUCGGCGAAUACAGAAGUAAGGAGAGACCUUUGA
This is a messenger RNA of Penicillium cosmopolitanum, 3852 nucleotides long. Its product is annotated as NACHT and WD repeat domain-containing protein. The record is from RefSeq and is a predicted model, not a curated record. NCBI's taxonomy places the organism in Eukaryota, Fungi, Ascomycota, Eurotiomycetes, Eurotiales, Aspergillaceae. The transcript is spliced from 3 exons. Gene Ontology annotation, molecular function: protein binding. Bases 1 to 3852 code for a protein of 1283 amino acids.